Molecule: messenger RNA, 1206 nt
Organism: Trifolium pratense (red clover)
Lineage: Eukaryota; Viridiplantae; Streptophyta; Magnoliopsida; Fabales; Fabaceae
Product: strigolactone esterase D14-like
Exons: 2
Coding region: 86-934 (282 amino acids)
Source: RefSeq, a predicted model, not a curated record
CCAACACUUUUAACAAUAAAAACCACACAAUCUAUUUCACUAACCUCUAUUCCACUCAAUUUUCUUCCUUUUUCUCUCUUUCUUUAUGGAACCAAACACAAAACCAAACAUGUUAGAAAACCAUAACCUUCUUUCAUUUCAUUUGAAUGCUAAAAUCCAAGGAACAGGAACAGAAACAAUAGUUUUUGCUCAUGGUUAUGGAACAGACCAAUCUAUAUGGGACAAAAUCACACCUUAUUUUACUGAAAAAAACUGUAGAAUUGUUCUGUUUGAUUGGCCUUUUUCUGGUUAUGUUAAAGAUGAAAAUCUUUAUGACCCUUUAAAGUACUCUUCUUUAGAAGGUUUUGCUGAUGAUUUAAUCACUUUAUUGGAUCAAAUGGAGCUUAAAGUUGUUACCUUUGUUGGUCAUUCUAUGUCUGGUAUGAUUGGUUGCUUAGCUUCCAUUAAAAGACCUCAACUUUUCAAGAGGCUUAUUCUUCUUGGUGCUUCUCCAAGAUAUAUAAAUACAGAUGAUUAUGAAGGAGGCUUUACAACUUCAGAAAUUGAGAAUUUAUUGAAGAAUAUUGAAUCCAACUAUGAAAAUUGGAUUUCUACUUUUUCCUUAAAUGUAGUGGAUCCAAAUGAUGAACCAUCAGUUAACAAAUUCAGAGAGUGUUUGAAAAGAAUGAGAAAUGAAGUUCCAUUGUCCUUAGCAAGGACAGUGUUUUGCAAUGACUAUAGAGAUAUACUUGAGAAAGUUGAAACUCCAUGCACAAUUAUUCAAUCUUCUAGUGACAUUGUUGUUCCAUAUAGUGUAGCACUUUAUAUGGAGAAGAAAAUUAAAGGGAAAGUUACAUUGGAGGUAAUUGAUACUAUUGGACAUUUUCCUCAACUAACUUCUCCACUUCAGCUUGUUGAUGUGCUUAAGGGUGUUUUAGGGUUUGAUCUAUCUUGAAUUUAGCUAUGUAAAAUUGAUGUAAAUGUAGGAUAGUUCUAUGGUUUCUUAGUAUUGUUGUGAAAAUAUUCGCAUCAACGUUUAAAAUUUGAAGGCGUGUAUGACAUCCAACACAUGUCAAUGUCUGAGUACACCAACACAUGUAUUGAUAUCAGUGUCGUGUUUCAUGUCUGAUGUUCAUGUUUCUGUCAGGAUUUUAUAGAUGUGUGGUAUUUGAUAAUUAAUAAUUGUGUGUACUUUUGAAUUCGUUAAUGUUAAUUAGAUUUGAGGAA